AUGGGCCCCUGUACCGCCUCCUCAUGCUGCUGCCAGGCCCGUAAUCUGCCAUGGGCCCCCGUACCGACUCCUCAUGCUGCUGCCAGGCCCGUAAUCUGUCAUGGGCCCUGUACCGCCUCCUCAUGCUGCUGCCAGGUCCAGAGUGUCUCAUGGGUCCCUGUACGGCCUCCCAUUGCUGCUGUCUCCAUCGCCACACUACUGCCAUGUGCCACUUUCAGGUCUCCUCACACUGCUGGUGGGUUCCAUUUUUGUCAUAGGGUGCUGUAUGGCCUCCCAUUGCUGCUGCCUCCACCGCCACACUGUGGCUCCACACUCUGGUUUUGGCCCCGUGACUGCCCAAAUGAGUGAAGUGUGCGGUGAUUCUAAGAUCGACGGCACUCAUCUGCAUGUCAUACUGACUGACAGUAUUAUUUCUCUUCCCCAGCAGACUCCAAGGGCAUUUAAAUUAAAGGUACAGUGUUCUGCACUAAUAUAA
Molecule: messenger RNA, 475 nt
Organism: Staurois parvus
Lineage: Eukaryota; Metazoa; Chordata; Amphibia; Anura; Ranidae
Source: the annotation of a GenBank genome assembly